CCCCCGAAUUCCCCACGCUUCACUUUUUUCAUACUUACAUAUAAAUAUACCAAACAUGUAUCCUCUCAAUAUCCUUCACCACCCCACCCAUAUUAUAUAUAUACCAUCCAUAGAGAAAAAUAUUAUUUUUAAAAAAAAAUUAUAAUGAUUCAUUUGCUAGAAUAAUAUAUGAGUGUCAAUUUCAGUACCAGUGUUAGUAUCAGUUUUGAUAUUAAAAAAAUAUUUUAAAGAGUUUAAUUUUGUUUUGAUAGGGUUAUAAAUUUGUGACUAUAGAUUUUCUAUAUAUAUAAUUUUUAUUUAUAUAUUCUUAUUUAUUAUAUAUAUGGCUGACCCUCCACCCCAUACUAACUUGCGCCAGGUAGACCAACUAUCAUACCUUGACCCUCCUCCUCCGGCACAUUCUGUAUCUAUCACCACGUGUGAAAAUAUAUUCUCUCCUUAUCAUCACCACCGCCCAAACGCCGCCAUGAGUUCCACCUCCUCCGGCGGCUCACCCAGCCGCCCACCUCCCGGAAAACAUCCAAUCUACCGGGGAAUACGGAGCCGGAGCGGAAAAUGGGUGUCGGAGAUUCGAGAGCCCCGGAAAACUACCCGUAUAUGGCUGGGCACCUACCCGACGCCGGAGAUGGCGGCCGCUGCCUAUGACGUGGCUGCCCUAGCUCUCAAGGGCAAUAAUGUAAUUCUCAACUUUCCAGAAUAUCUUCAUGGGUAUCCGGUCCCGGCUUCUUCGGCGGCGGCGGAUAUACGCAGUGCAGCUGCCUCCGCCGCUUUGUUAAUGAAACCGGAAUCUGGUGUGAAUCCGAUGGCGGCGCUGCCGGGUGGUGAUGGUGGUGGUGGGUCGGCCCCUGCAGCUGGACAUGAAUUUGUCGAUGAGGAGGCAUUGUUUGGCAUGCCGAAUUUGCUGGUGGAUAUGGCGGAGGGAAUGCUGAUGAGUCCGCCGAGGAUGAACUCGUCGCCAUCUGACGAUUCGCCGGGAAAUUCUGACGGAGAAAGUCUAUGGAGCUAUUAUUAACAAGGGUUUUUGAGCAUACGAUUCCAAAUUAGGGUUUUAAAUAUCGGCUGUAUCACGAUUGUGGAGUCUUUGGUUCGAUGCCAUUAUCUAUCCAUAUGUCAGGUGAUAUAGUGUCUGAUAUUGAAUCAUGAAAGAAAAACUUAAACCCAAAUAAGCCAAAAGUUUGAUAGCAUCAGGGAAUGAAGAACUGGUGGUUGUCGAGAGCUUUUCUUUUUUUUUUUUUUUU
Camellia sinensis is the source of this 1238-nucleotide messenger RNA. Its product is annotated as ethylene-responsive transcription factor ERF027. The record is from RefSeq and is a predicted model, not a curated record. Gene Ontology annotation, molecular function: DNA-binding transcription factor activity; DNA binding. NCBI's taxonomy places the organism in Eukaryota, Viridiplantae, Streptophyta, Magnoliopsida, Ericales, Theaceae. Gene Ontology annotation, biological process: regulation of DNA-templated transcription.